AUGACGAUUAAGCCCGGAAACUAUAGGAUACAGAACGUCGGUACCGGGACCUAUGUGGAUCUGGCCGGCGGGUCGAGUGCCCAGGACACCAAGGUUCAGGGCUAUACGAACGCCGAGAAUUUGAAUCAGCUCGUAAGACACAAUGAGCACAGAUAUUGGCAAUUUGAGAAGGUUGGCGACAACAAAUGGAAGAUCCUGAACGCUGCAAGCGGCACAUAUAUCCUUGCUCCGGUCCACGCCAUCAAUCAGGCUGUCGUCGGCGGCACGCCUCCGGAUGUGUUCACGUUCAUCGACUCCGACGGGUCGUACCAGAUCAAACUCGUCGACGAGUCUCUUGUGCUGUACCUCGGCAGCAGUGAAGAUACUACCCCGGUCGUCCUCCAGGCCGCCGACGGCGGUGACAACAACCAGUUCUGGUACCUGCACCCGGUUCAAGCUUGA
Postia placenta MAD-698-R-SB12 is the source of this 441-nucleotide messenger RNA. RefSeq names its product carbohydrate-binding module family 13 protein. The transcript has 5 exons. The coding region runs from base 1 to 441 and encodes 146 amino acids. The record is from RefSeq and is a predicted model, not a curated record. NCBI's taxonomy places the organism in Eukaryota, Fungi, Basidiomycota, Agaricomycetes, Polyporales, Adustoporiaceae.